This is a messenger RNA of Ficedula albicollis (Collared flycatcher), 2451 nucleotides long. RefSeq names its product dual specificity phosphatase 8 (gene DUSP8). The transcript has 9 exons. Gene Ontology annotation, biological process: negative regulation of MAPK cascade; protein dephosphorylation. The record is from RefSeq and is a predicted model, not a curated record. NCBI's taxonomy places the organism in Eukaryota, Metazoa, Chordata, Aves, Passeriformes, Muscicapidae. Bases 949 to 2451 code for a protein of 500 amino acids. Gene Ontology annotation, molecular function: MAP kinase tyrosine/serine/threonine phosphatase activity; protein tyrosine/threonine phosphatase activity. Gene Ontology annotation, cellular component: cytoplasm.
CCGGGGGUCGCGGGUGGAGGGGUUUUCUGGCGAGGCUGAGCGCUGAUGUUUGAGGAAGCGGUGUUAACAGCGCUGUGGUUUUUCUGAUGAUGAAAGAGGUUGGAGUGUCGCCCUGUGUCCUUGGCGUUUAAACGAAGCCGGCAUGUGUUCAGCAGCGGGGGUUUUCAUGCAACACUUCAUUGCUGCGGCUCCAAAGGCGCUGCUCGCGAUUAAUGAGUUAAGCUGCUAGUUUAAAAAAAUCCUCCCCACCUCCCCUAAUGUGCCUGGACCGAUUGAUCGCCCCCCACGCACCCUCAAUCAUUAGAUAGUGGCAAAUGUCACCCUCUGUGCUGAGCGUUGUUUGUUUUUAAAGAUUCCUGGUUAUUUCCCUUAUUGAUAAAUAAGUUCCUUCUCCUUCCUGCUCCCCCCUCCCUUUUCUCCUCCCCCAGAAUUAAAUUCCUGAGCAACAGCAAAAGCUGAUGUCAGUGCUUCAGCUUGCAUUGGGGGAGCUCUGUGCACAGGUCAGUAAUUUGCGGUUUCGUUCGAAGGAAGAAUGCGGUGCAGCGCUGUUCUGACGGGGAUAUUUGGGUUUUUCUAAGCACGGAUGCGUUUACCCCUCGUAUUGCGGUAGUUACCGACAGCUCCCCGGUGGGAGCUGGGUGCUGCAUAAGCAUAUGUAGGAGAGACCAUCGCUGUCCCGAGCAGCUGGCGAUGACGAAUGCGUCGGGAACGGUUACCAGAGGUUCCAUCUCCCUCUGAUUUGGGGUGGCAAGGCAGACCCCUCUGUGGCAGGAAAGGUUCAGCACAAUGAGUUGGCAUUCUGGGCAUUAGCAGCGUGAGGAGAAUAGGACGGGUGCUGCCUGCUCACCCCUCACCCUCGCUCAUUCCCCGUGGGGAGACGGGUGCUGGCGUCCCUGCCCUGCCCUCCACCCCUUGCUCCCCACUGGCCAUAGAGGGGCCCGGCCCGUUAUGGCUGGGGACAGGCUCCCACGCAAGGUGAUGGACCCCAAGAAGCUGGCCAGCCUCCUGAGGAACGGGGCAGAGGGCACCCUGGUCAUCGACAGCCGCUCCUUCGUGGAGUACAACUCCUGGCACGUCCUCAGCUCCGUCAACAUCUGCUGCUCCAAGCUUGUCAAGAGAAGGCUCCAGCAGGACAAGGUCUCCAUCACGGAGCUCAUCCAGCCCGCCUCCAAGAUGAAGGUGGAGGCGGAGGACCACCAGGACGUGGUGGUUUAUGACCAGAGCACGCGGGACGUGACCGGCUUGGCUGCUGACAGCUUCCUCUCCAUCCUCCUGGGCAAGCUGGACAGCUGUUUCCACAGCGUCUCCAUCCUCACAGGAGGCUUUGCCACCUUCUCAUCCUGCUUCCCAGGGCUCUGUGAGGGGAAGCCAGCUGCCAUCCUGCCGAUGAGCAUCUCCCAGCCGUGCUUGCCUGUGGCCAACGUUGGCCCCACCCGCAUCCUGCCACAUCUCUACCUGGGCUCCCAGAAGGAUGUCCUGAACAAGGACCUGAUGACACAGAACGGGAUAAGCUAUGUCCUAAAUGCCAGCAACUCCUGUCCCAAGCCAGACUUCAUCUGUGAUAGUCACUUCAUGCGCAUUCCUGUCAAUGACAACUACUGUGAGAAGCUGCUUCCCUGGCUGGACAAGUCCAUUGAAUUCAUUGACAAAGCUAAGGUGUCCAGCUGCCAGGUGAUUGUGCACUGCUUGGCUGGGAUCUCCCGGUCAGCCACCAUUGCCAUCGCCUACAUCAUGAAGACCAUGGGUAUGUCAUCAGAUGAUGCUUACAGGUUUGUUAAGGACCGUCGCCCAUCCAUCUCGCCCAACUUCAACUUCCUGGGCCAGCUCCUGGAGUACGAGAGGAGCCUGAAGCUCCUCAAGGCCCUGAAGUCCAAGGGCGACUGGGGCGAGGGGGACGCCCAGCAGGACGCAGCGGAGGUGGCCGAGAGCAGCCGGCAUCCCCUAACACCUACCUCAGAGAAGGCCGAGGACGUGCCGAGGAGCGCCGGCUCGGCGUCCCCCACCGGUGACCCCGAGCGGCAGGGCGGGACCCCCAAGGUCCUGUCCCCCACCAGCCUGCAGCAGGGGCUCAACGGCCUGCACCUCUCCUCCGAGCGCAUCCAGGACACCAACCGCCUGAAACGCUCCUUCUCCCUGGACAUCAAGUCCGCCUACUCGCCCGGCCUGCGGCAGGACCCCCCCGGGCCCGCCGGCCCUGGGGAAGCCCCCAAACUCUGCAAGCUGGACAGCCCCUCGGGCUCGGGCAGCCUCAGCCCCUUCUCCCCGGGGGCGGACAGCCCUGAGCGGCCCGCGGGGCCCGAGCUGCUGCUGGAGGCCAAGGCGAGGCAGCGGCGGAAGCACCGGCACGCGGCGGGCUCGCCGGCCCACGGGCUCGGCCAGCUCCCCUCCAUCCAGCGGAUGAUAAGCUGUCCAGACAUGAAGCUCUGCAAGCACAUGGAGGGGCACAAGUGA